AUGAGUAGUCCGUCUUAUGAUAGACGGUCCUCAUCAUUCAAUCCAACAUUUUCAGAUGAUACCAGUCCAUUAUUAUUUACAAAUGCACACUUUUAUGGUGCAUUAUUUGAGUUUUGUCCAGGAACCCAACCACAUAUUCUUUGGGAGUAUGGUCGUGCUGAUGUUUCAGAUUACGAAUCAUUCAAAAUGUUUAUUGUUAACGAACAAGCACCAUUUGCCCCACUUUCAUCAACAAGUGAAGAACCAACAAUUGUUCAAUCCACUUACGAAAACAUGAACUACUUCGCUAUAUACUCAUGCAUCCUCGAUGUUGAAGCCAAAAGUUUUACACGUCCUAUUGUUUUAAUCAUUUCCAAUAUUAAUCCACAAAUCAUCAACCACGUUUAUCACCUUUACGUUCAUCGCUUCAUUGACUAUGUUAAACAACUUAAAACAUUGGCCGAACGCUAUUUCAAACAUAAUUUGAAAUUAUACACAGAAGAACUUUUAAAAUGUAUUGAAAUUCACAGUGAAAAAUCAACCAAAUUACAAAAGAAAUACAAAGAAAUCGAGAAAACCAUCAAUUACUAUCAAAUUAAAGAUAUAAAUUACGAAAAUGCGAAAAUUCGAAGUCCAGAAUAUUUUUUAUUGCUUCACAACAACUUACAACCACUUGAAUCACUUGCCAAUCUCAGUGACAUCAUUUCAUCACUUGAUAAAUUCAUUACAGAGAUCCCAACAACUUUACUUUGCUCAUCAAUUGCAGUUCAUGCCGAUGUAAACGAAUACGAUCCACAAAUGCAAUUCUCCGGUGUUGAUAAACUCCAUGGCUACAGUACUCUUGCAUUCAGACUUUUCUCAAGGAACUUUACAGAUGAUCGCUACAAUUUGAGAGGAUUUGUAUCGAAUCAGAUCUUUUAUCAUUGUGCGUAUACAUUGUUAUCAGGCCAUACAUUAAUUAUAUGCUCAGAUAAUACACACAUCGCGUUAUCUCUCGCGAAGAAAUUUUGUGUAUUAGUUCCAUUCUUUCAGGAGAGCUAUUUACGUGUAAUAGAUGAAGCCAAUUCAUCAUCUUGUCUCCAAUACUCCGUUGUUGUCUCAAAAACCAUUUCCAAUCCGAAACAAUUUGAAAAUUUCGCCAGUGUUUUAGAUUUGGACAAGAACAAGUACAGAGGUUUCGGAUGUCCACAGACCAGUUUUGUUAUAUCCAGACUCGGAAACUUGAUAACUGCAAGCGAAAGAGCAUUUUUACUUUCAUUAUACACUGAAUUAAAGAAAAUUGCCACAUAUUUCAUAAUUGUUAUAUAUACAAAUGCUUCACACAUAGAGAAGAGCCCAGAAAAGAUAUUCCAAGGCUUAAAAGAAAAAGGAAUUUCAAAGGAUGACGAGCCGAUUUUCAAUUUCUGGCUGAUGUCGUUCUUUAACAAACAUAAGAUGAGACCAAUUCUCAAGAAGACAUAUAAUAUUCCUUAUUUAGUUUUGAAUUUUUAA
Molecule: messenger RNA, 1470 nt
Organism: Trichomonas vaginalis G3
Lineage: Eukaryota; Parabasalia; Trichomonadida; Trichomonadidae
Exons: 1
Coding region: 1-1470 (489 amino acids)
Source: RefSeq, a predicted model, not a curated record